Messenger RNA from Scaptodrosophila lebanonensis, 1713 nucleotides. RefSeq names its product ichor (gene ich). Gene Ontology annotation, cellular component: nucleus. The transcript has 2 exons. The record is from RefSeq and is a predicted model, not a curated record. Gene Ontology annotation, biological process: embryonic pattern specification; regulation of transcription by RNA polymerase II; embryo development. Lineage: Eukaryota; Metazoa; Arthropoda; Insecta; Diptera; Drosophilidae. Bases 1 to 1713 code for a protein of 570 amino acids. Gene Ontology annotation, molecular function: DNA-binding transcription factor activity, RNA polymerase II-specific; RNA polymerase II transcription regulatory region sequence-specific DNA binding.
AUGAAGUUUUGCAGCAUGAACGGCCCAAGUGAAUCGGAAGUUGAAAGCCUACUCAUGAGCCCCUGCUGGGGACCCACACAGACUAAUGGCCAGGACCAAUAUCUGCUCGAUGGCCACAAGCUGUUGCUGGAUCACGAUCUGGACUCACUGCCCAGCGAUACGGAUCAGAAGAAUUCAUUGGACGUGCUCGACAAUUUGCUGUUGAACAGCUCGUCGCUAAAUGCGCUCUCCGAUCUGAAACCACUGCCUCCCUUCACCGGCUACACCGGCCACUUAUCCAUCAAUGGCAUCUCUGGGCAUCAUUAUCAUGCGAUUGCGCAGCGAUUGCCCGACGAGAGCAAUAACAAUUAUAUACAGAGUGCCUAUCAGGCUCAGCAUCAACACCAGCAGCAGCAACAACAACAACAACACGGGAGCUCCAACCACUCUAGUGGCGGCUCCAAUGAACACAACAACAUAGUCUCCUCGUCCACUUGCCUGCCAGAGAGCGUGCUUAGUGCCGCCGAUGCCGCCGAUGCCUGCCUCAGCGAUGUGAAGCUCUUUGCCGAUAGUCAGUUAGAUUCUAAGAUAUACUCAGUAGCCGAUAGCUGUGUUAUGAGCGCCGGAAGCGGUGGCAACAACAACUCCCAAGUGGCCACACUCACACCCAUCGAUCAGGUGGCGGACUCGCUGCAUGGCAGCGGAGUGCGCAUCUACAAGGAUCUGACGGAAUAUGUGGAUAUGAAUUCGAUUGACGAUAUUGCGGCAAUAAUUGGUUCGGCCAUUGCGGACACCACAGUCCCCAAUCAGCUGGAUAAGGACGAGGGUAACGAUACGCGUGACUCCUGGAUGGAUUUGGAUGCGUGGAUCGAUGGUACCUGCAUACAGCAAGAGGGUAAGCUGGUGGUGUCCCAACAGGACACGCUCAGCGACUUCAUACUGCCCCAUUCGCCGGUGCAUACGAGUAGCUCGACAUUGCAGAGUCUCCUCACACACGGCUAUAUGCCGUUGCUACAAAACCGCCUGCAACAUGGACCGCCCAGCAAUGCGGCGACAACGUCGAAUGCGACGGGGGGCAUGAAGAGCGAGACGCCCAGUUCUACCUCAUACUGCAAUGAACUGUCCACGGCCACGUCCAGCAGCAGUCCGCCGGGAUCGGUGGUCAGCACCAGCACAGACAAUCUCAUGAUUAAUCCGCGCUACCUAACCAAUGCCAGCAGUCAUCAAUACCAGCUGGGCGCUGGCAAUAACAACGGCUCCAACAAUGGCAUGCAGACGAAUUCGGGUGGCAUGGCGGGCAGCCUGAAGUCCGAUGGACUCUGUAGUCCCGACAUGCUCGGCAAUUACCCGCACACCACCACCGUCACACCGACUGGCACACCCAAAGCCAAACGCUCCCGCUCCCAGAAAAAGUCCAGUCAGCAGCAACAACAGCAACAAAGUGGGAGCACCGCUACGGCGCCGGCGCCACCCCAACAGCUCAAUGCUAUCUCACCCUCCAGCGUCAACAGUUUCAGCGCCAACGAUCUGUCCGGAUUGCUAGGCAAAGAGAAGCCCGUCCAUCGUUGCAGCAUCUGUAAUCGGGGCUUCCUCAAUAAGUCCAACAUAAAGGUGCAUCUGCGCACCCAUACCGGUGAGAAGCCGUUCCGGUGCGAUGUCUGCGCCAAGGCCUUUCGACAAAAGGCGCAUUUGCUCAAACAUCAACAGAUACAUAAGAGAAUUGGGCGUGACUGA